CAUGUUUGUUUGUGAAACUAGUUGUCCUACAUUAAGGCAAGAUCCAAGUUACUGAUAUUUCCUGAUGCAAGGAAUGACAUUCUGUUUAAGUUUAUAAUAUAAAGCAGAGAGAUUGUACGGAAACAUUCUAGUCAUAUCAUAUCAAACAGACAAGCAUAAAACAAAACACGACUUGAAUGUCUCAUUUCCACCUAAUAUUUGAAAUUAGCAACCUUUUGAAAGCCAAUAUCUUCUUCAAAAUUUCACCCUAAAAAACAAAACCCUCACCAAUUGCUAAAAUUCACAAGUUCUCUAAGUGUUUGGAGUCAACCUGCAUCUAAUACGAGGCCCUCCCGAUACGCACAGUUUUAUGUGGAUGAUGUGGAAAAAUGAACACUGGGUGUGUCUGCAAAGCCCCUUUACGUUAGCGUCCAUUUAGCUUUGUUUUUGGCUCUGAGCGCCGUUGAUCUUCCGUAGGACCCUUUACAUUUGCAAUCAUAGGAUUUGCUAUGGACAUGCCUCUUAAAAGGGGAAAUUUCCAAUCCCAUGGAUUCAGGUAUUCUUCACAUGCAAGGGCUUGCCUUUUAAUAGAGCCCCAAGGAAUGAAACUCACUGGUAACGAGGUCGCUUCGAGGCCUCGAAGGAGGUCGAGAUGGGGACCUGGGCACGAGACUCUUGUUUGUACUCGCACCUCCCGGGUGCGUCUUCAGCUGAGCUUUGCGCCACUGGAUGUGACGUAAAUUGCUCUCUACAAGGAGAUGAUCGAUUCACCUAUGGUCUACAUUUGACCUUUCAUAAAUUAUAAUUAAAGUUAAUGCCAUUUAAAUGUCAUUGUCGAAAGUUGAUCCGCCAAAAUGGCCCUGGCAACCUACUGUUUCCAAAAACUAUUGUUCUGUAAGUGUACAUACGUUGCGCAUUUCACUCGGUAUAAUUCAGCUCCGUCUUUGACAGUCAGUACAGUUAAGUUAAGUGAAUGUGUCGAGUGGUGCAAUCUCGAAAACACUGCCAAGCUCAAAAUGGUUAACUAAGGUAAGUUGCACAAAUUUUAGCAUUCCUAAAAUUUCAACGGAAAGCUUGAAAUUUCAGCAAGCUCUGCUGAUCGCAAUGAUCGAUCCUUUCAAAACAAAUUGCUUUCUUUUCUGCGUUUUUCAGUGUGUAAAUUCGAGUCUCACGCAUAUUUCAAAAACAACUGACGUAAACGAGGUUUGUUAGUGGAAUGCAAAUGCUAUGCUGUUGUCUAUUGUGUAGCCUGCGUAGCAGUCUUUUCCGUUUCCUCUAAGCGGGAGAAACCGUGAGCCAAGUGGAAGUCGCCCGAACGCAUGGGGCGAGAGCAAAAAGUUAGGAACCUCCCUCCUGCCACUAAUUUUUUUGUUACCUCUGUUCGCGCGACUCCCGCUUGCCUGAAAGGAAACGGAAAAGACUGCUACGCAGGCUAUCUGUUGUUACUUGUAAAACAGUGUUUAAUGUUGUAACCAAACAAAACUGGGAAUUGUUUUCAGACGCGCGCUGUGACGGAAGAACCAGGCAAUCAAACAAAGAUGUACAAUACCAUUUUCUUUCGUGACAUUUGUGCACUGCUUUAAUAGCGUAUUUUAUUUCGCAAUUUAUCGUAGACUUUUUAUCAGAAGGAAAAUGUAGCCCAUUUCACCAGUCAUUGAAGUUUUCCUCCAUUAACUGCACGUAUAUCUUGACAUAAACUUUGUCAAUCAAACAAUCUGUUUGAUGGCCACUCAUCUUGGAUGUAAUUAAUUACUGGACGUACUGAAUUUCACUCCCUGGAUUGAUGAAGCGAAAUUCUGGUCAGACAUUUUGGGAAAUAUUUCUUCUGAUAAAGGUUUUGUGUCCAACACUCAAGACAGUUAGAAUUUCACCCCAAACACUUUCCAUCAGGGACCUUGUUAUUUUGUUUUUACGCAGUUUUACCUGAGAGUGUUGAUUGUGUCGGAGACCUUUUAUAUCAACUUCAAUGUUUUUGAAAAAUUUCUUGUCACAUGCCCGCCCGGCCGACGCUGAACGACGCUUUCUCGCGGAAAAAAAAUUCUCCCUUGUUUCAUUUGAUGGUGUGCUGUCGAAUGAAUCACGGCGACUGUUUGAAAGAGUAUCGAGAAGCAAAUGUAAAAAUUCAAACUUUUGGGAAUGGAACAAAAGUCCCAGAAGAACAUUCGGCGUUAUUUCUGGCUGCGUUCCAGUCUUCCUAUACCGCCAUGUCACGGGUUUCCCAGAAAUUAACGUUUUGUACCUAUUUCACAACCUUCUUUCCCCUAUCCCUUUAGCGAUAGAAUCACGUUGAUUUUUCUCUUGGGGUAUGCAGCUAAAUCUUGUUAACCUCACACACUCAAAGAGGUCCUUUAUAAGUACAGAUUUAAGACACAAUUUGUGCAUUUAUUGAUCUAUGCGAUUACUACUGUUUACGAGGUCCUACAUAGUCAUUAAUCUCCAAUAAAUCCGGGCCCUUUUACACGACAGCAGGUAUUUUCAGAUGGUAGGAAAACUUCAUUGUUAGGGAUAAAAGGAAUGAGUUUUAUUCUAUCGGAACUUUAAAUUUAGCUAAUUUGUAACACUGCGUUUUUCAGUGGUCGCAGGCGUGUUUAGAUAUUUGAAAUUUUAAAACACAAAUGGUUUCACCAUCUUUGUACAGUAGUACCUGAUAUUGACUUAUGUCCAUUUCAUUUGUUCAUUAGUGUCUGUUUGUAAAGUAUUGCCCGCAUGGAACAGAGCCAUGACUUCAAUUAAAUGACACAAUUGAGGACAAGCAAAUGAGUUGCCAAAACUACCAGGUGAAGGAAACGUGGGAAGCCUGGAUGUCGUUUCAGAGGCACCGUCCCGUGGUCGUGCCGGGCACUGCCACUAGAAGCUGGCUCAACUCCAGACCCGCUGGACUUUCCACUUUAGAAAUGGGUAUUAAUAACAGACGAGCGGUGUCCACCUCGGAAUCCAUUCGUCUUAAAAAUCUUCCACCGAUCAAAGACCAGACUCGUCCAGGAAACAGAAAGGUGGGGAUUAGAACCGACGUAAGCGAAAAAGAACAGCCAUCUUGGGCCAAGAGCUGGGCCGGAGUUCGUGCACAACAAACAAAUGUCCACUCAAAAGGUUGUACAACCAAAGGACGAAGUCCCUUGACAAACACUGGCUUGACGUCUGCCCGCAAGAAAACUGAAGUUGUCGCAAUGAAUGAAAAAGAAGCGAUGUUGUUUAAGCGGCUCAAAGGAAUCUAUGCCAAUUCUACCGAUAGAACUAUGAGAGCUCAAAGAUUAAAAAACAGUAUUGACUCACUGCAAACUAAGACUCUGCACUCUGAAAUAGACUGCAGCUUGAGAGAGUAUAAAAGAAGACAAGAAGAGGACACAAGGAACAGAUCAGAACUUAAACGGUUAAGAGACAGGUUUUCUAAAGACAAAGAACGGCGUCACAGAAGAUCUUACGUGAGUAUUAAUGCAUUAGAAUGUCCCAGAGUGUCACGCCACGCGUAUGGUCUGCCCGAGGAUGGACAAGAAGACACGCAAUCUGGAGUCACGCAUCACGCUAAACAAAAGUUACGAGUCAUUUGGAGAAAUGCCAUGAAAAGAGCUACGUUGGUAGACAAAAUGAUAAAUGUUGGGACAAAAAAUAAAAUUAAGUUACCAGAAAUAAAAGUACGGCGACAAAGUGUGAGCCAUAAAGACUCGAGGACUCCAAGUGCUGAGGAAAAUAGACAAGGACCUCGACGAGACUCGAUAGAAACAGUAAACCAACUUCAAUUGGUACUUGGAGAAAUAGAUGUUAUGUCCACAGUUGUCUCAGACUCGGAUGAAGAUCUUGAAGACAUCGAACAGGACUUGGAUCUGUAGAGCUUGCUAGAUGAAGAAAUUUGAUUUAGUAAUAGUUAACAGGAUAUGUACGUAUUUGUUACUUAUCCUUUUAUUCGGUACGAUUUUACAACUAGCUACUAAUUUAUACUAUUUUGGAACUUCCAACAUUUUUUAAACAAUAAAGUAAACACUGUAAUGUCUUUAAUGUUCACCACUAAAUUUUCUUUCGCGCGCCAGUUCAUAAAUCAUAUUAAAUUAUUUUAACUUCCUUAGAUGAAAGCCGUGAAAGCCAAAUGUAAAAUUUGAAAAAGA
This is a messenger RNA of Orbicella faveolata, 4079 nucleotides long. RefSeq lists its product as uncharacterized. NCBI's taxonomy places the organism in Eukaryota, Metazoa, Cnidaria, Anthozoa, Scleractinia, Merulinidae. The record is from RefSeq and is a predicted model, not a curated record.